GUUAUCUGGCUGGCAAGAUGGCGGAGAGUUUACAGAAUGACAAUCCUUACCAAAUCUCCGAUAAGGAUGUAUUGUGCCUGAAGAUUGCUGGUCUUUGUCACGACCUUGGUCACGGUCCCUUCAGCCACACCUGGGAACGCUUCAUGAAGAAAGCCAACCCUGAUGCUAAUUGGAAGCAUGAAGAAAUGUCAACAAAAAUUUUUGAUGACAUUCUUACGGAUGCUGACAUUAUGGAGAAGUUUACAGCCAGAGAUUUGGAAGAAAAAGACCUUAACUUCAUCAAAAAUGUGAUUGACCCUCCUGAGGAGAACAAAAUGGAUGAAAAAAUGGAUGAUGAAAGAAAAGGAAAACAUUUUUUAUUUGAGGUGACGUUUGAAUACGAACGUCUGAUCGACUCCUGCAAAAUCCUGAAGUGUGAUAAGAAAUGUGAUGAGAAAUGUGAUGGGAAAUGGCAUAUCUGUUAUCGUGACAAAGAUGUUCACACACUUCUGGAGAUGUUUCACACCCGCGCUCUGCUACACAGGAAAGCUUAUCAGCAUCACACAGAGAAAAUUAUUAAUGAAAUGUAA
Cherax quadricarinatus is the source of this 569-nucleotide messenger RNA. NCBI's taxonomy places the organism in Eukaryota, Metazoa, Arthropoda, Malacostraca, Decapoda, Parastacidae. The record is from RefSeq and is a predicted model, not a curated record.